ACAGGUUGCUAUGAAGUUGGUGGAGAUGACACGUCAGCUGCCUGGAAAAACAAAAACUGCAAUACCUGCUUAUAUUGGACAAUGUUAUAAAUCUCUGCGCUGCAUUUAACUGCGCAUUGCCGAUUGUAACCGUGUUAUAGACGCGAAGAUUUACUGAAGACACGCACGGCGCUGCUUGUGCAUCACGCAUGCUGAGAUUGAAAGAUAGUUCAGCUUCAUUCAAUCUGGAUCUGGACCCGUCCGAGACCCACAGAAGAUGAUCAGCCCGGCAGCGUGGCGUUCUCGUGGGUGAGAGAGGUUACCGGGCCGGUGCUUUUGUCUUCCGCAUCCCGAGCAGAAGCACGUCCAGGGACAUGUCGUCCCCGUCGCCGGUGCAGAUCCGAGAGGCGAACGCGCACCUGGCCGCGCUGCACAGGCGGGUCUCCGAGCUGGAGCACAGGCUGGAGGAGGCGGAGAACACCGUGCGGGAGCAGGCGGAGAGUCUCAUCCGCAAAGACGAGCAACUGAGAGCGGCCACGCAACAAAUCACGGAGGCCAAGGAUAAAGAGAUUUUCUUCCUCCACGAGAAGCUUUGUCAAUCAGAGGAGUCCAUCCAUAAACUCAACCAAACGAUUAAGGAAAAAGAUUCUCUAAUUGGACAGUUACAACACCGAUGUCAGCUGCUGGACAACAUUUGCAAAAGCCGUCCAUUACUGGACAGCAUGCUGUCCCAGAUGGCCGAGGCGGAGAGAAUGGGGCCUGUCAGAGAUUUGGGGAAGCCCACGACCAACAGCUCUCUCACAGACGGAGAGUCCAACUGCAGUCCCAGCCGCCUCUCCAACCACAAAGACUUCUCACUCAGCGAGGACGACUCUGACGAUCAGGAAUUAGACGGGGUCGUGUUCGGGACCACUGUAUGAGAGCCUCGGUUACACUGGUCCUCGUCUCAGGUUUAGCAGCCUGUGUGUUUUAAUGGUUACAGUUGAUUCAGUGUCUGGUUAUCAUUUGAUAAAAAUAGCCAUUGUAUCGUAAUACAGGUUACUGCAUUGUGAAUGGGAUUCCACUGUAAAGAAAGAAUGCCCGGUCAAUUCUGGCUGAAUCUAUAAGAUAGUGAUACAAGUAUGCCACCUAUCAUUUGGAUUUGUCCCUCAGACCAGUUUUAAUUAGGGUCAGUUUAAUACGGAGUCCCACAUAAAAAAACAACAACCAUGCAUAUCGUUGACACAGAUUCAGAAUUCUUACGUCAGCACAUUUUACCUUGUUUUAAGUAAAUUGUGCGCACUAUAUAA
Molecule: messenger RNA, 1268 nt
Organism: Rhinichthys klamathensis goyatoka
Lineage: Eukaryota; Metazoa; Chordata; Actinopteri; Cypriniformes; Leuciscidae
Gene: vmac
Product: vimentin type intermediate filament associated coiled-coil protein
Exons: 2
Coding region: 354-899 (181 amino acids)
Source: RefSeq, a predicted model, not a curated record